AUGUCAGGUCGCGGAAAGGGAGGCAAGGGUUUGGGCAAGGGGGGCGCCAAGCGUCACAGAAAGGUCCUCAGGGAUAACAUCCAAGGUAUCACAAAGCCUGCUAUCCGUCGUUUGGCUCGUAGAGGUGGAGUUAAGCGUAUCAGUGGCCUUAUCUACGAGGAGACCAGAGGAGUCCUUAAGAUCUUUUUGGAGAAUGUUAUCCGUGACGCUGUGACUUACACUGAGCACGCAAGGAGGAAGACCGUGACCGCCAUGGAUGUUGUUUAUGCUUUGAAGAGGCAAGGAAGGACCCUUUACGGUUUCGGCGGUUAAUUUUCUUUAUGCUCUUGUAAGAUUGUCAAUAGUUGAUUAGUACUCGUUAAUCUUGGCUCUAGAUCUUAAGUGUAUGGUCGUUUAUGUUGCUAGUUUGCUAUUAUUGUAAUUCUUUUUAACUUUUAUUUCAAUUUCAUCUAAUACAAGUUGUAUCAAUUUCCCAA
Humulus lupulus (European hop) is the source of this 476-nucleotide messenger RNA. RefSeq names its product histone H4. Gene Ontology annotation, molecular function: protein heterodimerization activity; DNA binding; structural constituent of chromatin. The transcript has a single exon. Gene Ontology annotation, biological process: nucleosome assembly. Gene Ontology annotation, cellular component: nucleosome. Lineage: Eukaryota; Viridiplantae; Streptophyta; Magnoliopsida; Rosales; Cannabaceae. The record is from RefSeq and is a predicted model, not a curated record. The coding region runs from base 1 to 312 and encodes 103 amino acids.